Manihot esculenta (cassava) is the source of this 1766-nucleotide messenger RNA. RefSeq lists its product as uncharacterized. The record is from RefSeq and is a predicted model, not a curated record. The transcript has 4 exons. NCBI's taxonomy places the organism in Eukaryota, Viridiplantae, Streptophyta, Magnoliopsida, Malpighiales, Euphorbiaceae. The coding region runs from base 235 to 1443 and encodes 402 amino acids.
GGGUUUCUUUUUUUUUUUCACUUCGAUUUCUCUUCACAACUAUCCAAACAGAGGGUGAAGCAAAAUUCCGGUUCCCCUCCGCCUCGUUCAACUGCUACGCAGCCUCCAUCAUCUUCGGCGAAAAGGAAGCUCCAAGUGCUUUGUUUCAAAUUGGGGAAAUUCUGUUCCUUGGCAAGUCCACUGAGCUGGUAGUGAACACGGACAAGAAGGUUUUCUCAGCUGCUGAAAUUUGCAAUGGCUUUUCUGUUUAACAAGUUUCAAGAGGCUGUGAAGGUUCUUGCAAGAAGUCCUACUUUUGCCAGAGAUCCAAGGCAGCUACAGUUUGAAGUGGACAUAAAUCGCCUUUUCCUAUAUACCAGCUACAAUCGUCUGGGGAGGAAUGCUGAAGAGGCAGAUGCAGAAGAGAUCAUUGAAAUGGCUAGUAAAGCUUCUGUUGCUGAUCAGCAGAAGCAAGUCCAAGAAAACAUCCACUAUCAAAUUGGAAAUUUCUGCACAGCUAUGGAUGAAAUUCUUAAUCCUGAUACAAAUAAGAGAAAUGAGCCAGGUGAACCGUUGGGACAGUCAGAUACAGCUCCGUGUCAAAGUGGCCUCAGUUUGGCUGUUGGAAAGAGUAGUCGUACUGUGUCUCCAGCUAUACCUGAAACAAGGCCAUUGAACGGUGCUGAAGUUUCAUGGAGGUUGAAAGAUCAAAGUGGGUACACACUUGGUCUAAAAGAAUCUCAGAUACCCCACAAAGAAGCUGGACAAGGCCUAUUUGUAGACGGUGAAGCUGAUGUUGGCACUGUGAUUGCUUUGUACCCUGGCGUGAUAUACUCCCCAGCUUAUUAUAGCCAUAUCCCUGGAUACCCAAGAGUUGAUGCCCAUAACACACACUUGAUCACAAGGUAUGAUGGUACUGUAAUCGAUUCCCAGCCCUGGGGUUCUGGGGGUGAAGCGCGUGAAUUGUGGAAUGGGUCACUUGUGCCAGAGAUCAGGCCUGAUGUGCAAAGUAGCGAAAAAGGUUCAGGUCUGUUCUGGAAAAUGCUCAGUAAGCCUGUAGAAGGGAUGCAAGUUAGUUGUAGCAGUGAGGUCCUGGAGCGGAGGAACCCUUUAGCUUUGGCUCAUUUUGCCAAUCAUCCAGCAAAGGGUAUGGCUCCAAAUGUCAUGAUUUGCCCAUAUGACUUCCCAUUGACUGAGAAGGACAUGAGAACCUAUAUACCAAAUAUACUAUUUGGCAACUCAAAAGAAGAAAUGAAUAUGAGAAGAUUUGGGAGCUUUUGGUAUAGAUCUAAGGCAAAAAAGAGUGGGUCCGAUGUUCCGGUUCUGAAGGCUCUCGUAUUGGUAGCUACUAGGGCACUUUGUGAUGAAGAAGUGCUGUUGAACUACCGGUUGAGCAACUCAAAGCGACAGCCAGAGUGGUAUACUCCGGUGGAUGAAGAGGAAGACCGAAGCAAAUGGAGCUAACGAGUGAAUUUUGAACGUUAAAAAUGUUGUUUAUGCAGGGUUUAUACUCUUUUUUUCUCAUAAUUUUGAGAAUUUGAACUCAGUUUUAACCUCUUGAUGGGAUGAACUAUAAAUCAGAAUGACAGGACUGGGUUAUCUUAUUGAGUUAGCCAAACUCUGGGGGUUAUAAUUUCUUCUUUUCCUCAAAUCUUUUUUUGAUUUUGUUUGGGAUCAAAGAAUCACUUGUUUGAUUCUCAAGUGGUUUAAUAAAAAACCUUGAAUGUUUGAUGUGUUGGAAGAGAAGCCUACAACUAUAAUUGCAAUGCAAUUGAUGUUGAUACGUC